Adineta ricciae is the source of this 1062-nucleotide messenger RNA. NCBI's taxonomy places the organism in Eukaryota, Metazoa, Rotifera, Eurotatoria, Adinetida, Adinetidae. The record is from the annotation of a GenBank genome assembly.
AUGGCAGGUUUUUUGGAACUACGUCGGAAUUCAGAAAAAAUUCUUGAAGAACUCGAACAUUUAGCUAAAGAAGCUGAAAUUGCUCGCGAAUAUGAACAUGAAUCUUCUAUAAUUAUUCAAUCAACAUGGCGAGGCUUUCGCGUUCGAGCUCAUCUCAAGUUUUUACAUCGAUGUGCCGUGAUCAUUCAACGAUGGUGGCGAAGUUAUAAAGCGAGACAGCUUUUUCGCAAGAAACUCAAAACUCAUGUUCUUCAACUUCGAUUGAAAUAUUACGAUGAUAAAGCAGUGAAAAUUCAAAAAAUCUGGCGAGGAUAUUACGUUCGUAAAUAUGUUCUGGAUUAUUAUAGUCGAAAGCGAUACCUUGCUGGGCUUGAAGUUAAAAACGAACAAAUUCGCAUUCAAAUGAUUGAAUACCGAGAAUAUUUAGAACAAAAGGAACUUGAACAACAAAGACAAGCAAAUUUGUCGAAAUUAGAAGAUGAAGCGAGACGAACACAUUAUUUAGUCAGCACGAAAGUUGCACCUGGAAUUUAUAAUUCGAAAUACUUAGACGCACCAAAGGAAAUGGAAAUUAUCUUACGAUCAACGAAAUUCCAAACUACAUCACCGACAAAAUCAAUGAAGACUACGAAAGAAGACGAAAUAGCCGAACUAUCGAGAUUCUUACCGCCAUUGAAACCAAAACCACAGGGCCCUUUUCGUCCAUCGGAAGAUGUUCGUUAUCAGCGCUAUCGUCCACUAAAACCUUCAUUACGAUGCGAAACCGAUUAUUUCGCUUCGGAAAAAAUGCGCGAAGAAAUCAAACUUCAAGAAUGGGCUGACCGAGUUCACGAUGACACUUUUAGAGCAGGUCUUUUUCGUGAAAAACCUUAUCCUCGUAUGUUACACGGCGAAGAACCGUUUGAAGAACCACGAAAACUCGAACAAUUAUCCUUACGACAACAAAAUAAACAACAAUGGAUGUCACACAAGGGUUUUCGCUCAUUGGUACACGGAAUUCCUGAAUUUGAUAAAUUAGAAAAAACUUAUGUGGAACCUCAUUUCUACUAUUCAACUUCGUAA